This is a messenger RNA of Ostrea edulis (European flat oyster), 400 nucleotides long. RefSeq lists its product as uncharacterized. Lineage: Eukaryota; Metazoa; Mollusca; Bivalvia; Ostreida; Ostreidae. Bases 28 to 384 code for a protein of 118 amino acids. The transcript is spliced from 4 exons. The record is from RefSeq and is a predicted model, not a curated record.
CGCAUAUUGAUCACAUGAUAGCGAAAUAUGGCAGACGAUAAAACAAGUUUAGUGGCAGGAAAUAAGAAAGAUCUGGAGGGAGGAAUUUAUUACGAACAAACACCCGCAACAAGAUGUCUCCAGGUUGGUUUUGUGGCACUUGUUGUUAUAAUGGUUAUAAUCAGCAUAAUACUCAGUAUGGUUCGAGGAACAGAUCUUGGAACGUACGGCGGGGGUCAUUUUAUGCUCGGCAUCAGUCUCAUCGGGUUCGUGGUUCUGGAAAUCUGCAUGAUCGUUUUUAUUCGCAGAGGUGAUUUGCCCAAAGAGAAGACCUGGUUUUUAUACUUCGUUGGAGGGUGUGUUAUUCUUGAAGCCAUUUUUACUGAUAUUCUGUUAUUUCAAUAAAACUUAUUGGACUGUA